AUGGAAGGACAUGCUGAAAAUCGCUCUGAUAAAAACGACCUACAUGGAGAAAGCCAGACGUUCUUGAACUUCAAGAAGUCCUUAUUCGUGACAACAAGAGGCUCGAUUAAAUGGGUUGGCAAUUUAGCUUUGCUAAAAGAAUUUGUGGACGACCUUCUCAGCACAGAAUCGAAAUGGCAAUCUCGGGGCGGAUAUAAACAAUAUGAAAGUCCUUCCCUCGUAAUUCGAUGGUAUACGGCUAAUAAAUCUCUCACUUUUAAUGGGUCUAAGAGCGAGGAUCUAAAGAUCAAAAUACGUGCAAUGAUUGAAGAAAAUGCCGAAGAACCUGAGGGUGAUGAGAGCGAAGUUCAGGUCAGUGACAGUGUCGAAGAUACGUUUCCAACUGAGAACAAUAUGGCG
Molecule: messenger RNA, 399 nt
Organism: Paramuricea clavata
Lineage: Eukaryota; Metazoa; Cnidaria; Anthozoa; Malacalcyonacea; Plexauridae
Source: the annotation of a GenBank genome assembly